Neurospora tetrasperma FGSC 2508 is the source of this 1867-nucleotide messenger RNA. RefSeq lists its product as uncharacterized. Gene Ontology annotation, cellular component: nucleosome. The coding region runs from base 506 to 937 and encodes 143 amino acids. NCBI's taxonomy places the organism in Eukaryota, Fungi, Ascomycota, Sordariomycetes, Sordariales, Sordariaceae. The transcript is spliced from 4 exons. The record is from RefSeq and is a predicted model, not a curated record. Gene Ontology annotation, molecular function: structural constituent of chromatin; protein heterodimerization activity; DNA binding.
AAAAAAAGAAAAAAAAUCAGCAACAGCGACAAAUCAGCACACACGGCAAGCAAAGCACCCACGGGAGCUGGCUGUUAGCUGACUGAGCUCGAGCUUCCCUUCGCUUGGCUUGGAGGUCGGCACCUUCCCUCCUGUACGGACGCAUGUCUCAGGCGCGGUUGCGCUCAAACACGGCGGGCAAUCACCUGGAAGGACACAACAUCAAAGGGCCCAUCAGUGGCAUGCAUCUUCGGCCCUUCUGAAUUUUCGAGCGUCUCCUGGCGCCAACUUCAACACCAAACCUCGUCGCGAUCAUCCUUCCGGCCAAAACACCACUUUUCCAUCCGCCAACCCCGCUUCAUCCACUUCCACCAGUUCCACGCAAAUCCCGCGCCGUUGCCCCGUCAAUAUCAACAUCCAGCAUCGUCACGGCCACCGAUUUUAUUCUCGACACUACGUCCAUCCGCCCAUCCCGCGCACAACCAACCCACCCCGUUCAAUCCCUUCAAACAAACAAACACACACAAUGGCUGGCGGAAAGGGCAAGUCGUCUGGCGGCAAGAGCUCGGGUGGAAAGACCUCGGGCGUCGAAGGUCCCAAGAAGCAGCAGAGCCAUUCUGCUCGCGCUGGUCUUCAGUUCCCUUGCGGUCGUGUCAAGCGUUUCCUGAAGCAGAACACCCAAAACAAGAUGCGUGUUGGCGCCAAGGCUGCUGUCUAUGUUACUGCCGUGCUGGAAUAUUUGACUGCUGAAGUCCUCGAACUUGCGGGUAACGCUGCCAAGGACCUGAAGGUCAAGCGUAUCACUCCCCGCCAUCUUCAGCUUGCCAUCCGUGGAGAUGAGGAGCUUGAUACCCUCAUCCGCGCCACUAUCGCCUUCGGUGGUGUCCUCCCCCACAUUAACCGCGCCCUUCUGCUCAAGGUAGAGCAGAAGAAGAAGGCCAAGGCUCAGGAGGCUUAAGUCCACAACUGCACCGAAAAACUUGACGUCGCACACGUUUCGCACACUGUCUUGCAUCUCUUUAGCCCCGCUCCGGGCUGACGGGCAGGACAGCAAUCGGCUUAUUCAAGGGAUGUCACGGGGUGAUGCCGGGGGGGUUGGGGAUUGUCUUCGCUAAUCCAUCCCUAACGCCGCUGUAUUGUUGGGUAUUUUCUUCCUAUUAUUUGUUGUUGGGCACGCACACGGGCUUGGGGCCCACCGAACCAUGGCUUGAAAAAGCCGAGCACUCCCGGUGUCUGCGACGGCAACAAGCGCAGCGCAUAGACGACGGCGAACUUCCCUUGCGACACUUCCAGCAGGGUGGUGCGUUCGAAACACACACGAAAAGCGAAGCGUUCUGUAUCAUUCAGCCGUGAUAGACGCUUGGGAAGCGAUGAGCAGGGAGACCGUUCACUGCAUGACGUCGUCUUGGAGUGCACCAUACACUGGGAAUGGCGAGCAAUCUCCCCUCGUCACGGCGCGGCGUGCGACAGCAGCUCUUUUACGAUAUCUGUAACAACAUGAAUCUUCUUUAUCGUUUCUUUUAUAGUACGACUCGGCCAUGAGGGCUUAGCGAGGAAAACAUCAGGACACGUUAAAUGCACGUGUCGGUUGGUACUGGCUGCAGGUAGUGGCGGAAUAAAGGCCACAAGAAAGAGCCUUGAAAAUUUGCGAUACCAAUUCUUAUUAUGUUCUCUCUACAGUCUGGGAUGCGCAACUCUAUUCAUGGUGACUACAAUGUGUUCAGUCUCACCAUCUGCUGUUUCGGACAACACUGAUGCCCACUGCCGAUUACUACAUGAGAAGACGCAGCAAGAUUCUAUGCCCUACUGAUCCAUGACCAUGGAAUCUUCGUACAUAUAAAAAGACGAUAUGUGUCAGUCAGAGCUUUGAUCCUCUACCUUUCAAGGU